Molecule: messenger RNA, 1569 nt
Organism: Toxotes jaculatrix (banded archerfish)
Lineage: Eukaryota; Metazoa; Chordata; Actinopteri; Toxotidae
Gene: ppp2r5b
Product: protein phosphatase 2, regulatory subunit B', beta
Exons: 13
Coding region: 1-1569 (522 amino acids)
Biological process (GO): signal transduction; protein dephosphorylation
Cellular component (GO): cytosol; nucleus; protein phosphatase type 2A complex
Molecular function (GO): protein phosphatase activator activity
Source: RefSeq, a predicted model, not a curated record
AUGGAGACGACAAAGCUGCCCCCGUCCUCGCCGUCCUCGCCGACCACCAGCUUCUCGGUGCCGUCCGCGGAGAAGGUGGACGGCUUCCCGCGCAGGUCCAUGCGCAGAGCCCGGCAGAGGAGGUCCCACAGCUCGUCCCAGUUCCGCUACCAGAGCUCCCAGGUGGAGCUCACCCCGCUGCCCCUCCUCAAAGACGCCCCGGUGGCAGAGUUACACGACCUGUUCUGUAAGAAGCUGCAGCAGUGCUGCGUGCUGUUUGAUUUCCUGGACUGCGUGGCCGACCUGAAGGGGAAGGAGAUCAAACGUGCGGCUCUCAACGAGCUGGUCGAGAGUGUGGCCACCAGCAGAGGAGUCCUCAUCGAACCUCUCUACCCAGAGGCUAUAAAGAUGAUCUCAGUAAAUAUCUUCCGGACUCUCCCGCCCAGCGAGAAUCCAGAGUUUGACCCUGAGGAAGAUGAGCCGACACUGGAAGCCUCCUGGCCACAUCUGCAGCUGGUGUACGAGUUCUUUCUGCGUUUCCUGGAGAGCCCGGACUUCCAGCCCUCAAUGGCCAAACGCUACGUGGACCAGAAGUUUGUCUUGCAGCUCCUGGAGCUGUUUGACAGUGAGGACCCCAGGGAGCGGGAGUACCUGAAGACCAUCUUGCAUCGUGUCUAUGGAAAACUACUGGGCCUCCGAGCCUACAUCCGCAAACAAAUCAACAACAUCUUCCUCAGGUUCAUAUAUGAAACUGAGCACUUCAACGGAGUUGCAGAGCUGCUGGAAAUCCUCGGCAGCAUCAUUAAUGGCUUCGCUCUGCCUCUGAAGGCCGAACAUAAGCAGUUCCUGGUUCGGGUCCUCAUCCCGCUACACACAGCAAAGUCCCUUUCCAUCUUCCAUGCACAGCUGGCCUACUGUGUGGUGCAGUUUAUGGAGAAAGAUGCUACAGUCACUGAAUAUAUCAUCAGAGGGCUGCUCAAGUACUGGCCAAAAACCUGCACGCAGAAAGAGGUGAUGUUCCUGGGGGAGAUUGAGGAAAUUCUGGAUGUGAUUGAGCCAUCUCAGUUUAUUAGAGUGCAGGAGCCUCUCUUCAAACAGAUUGCAGCCUGUAUCUCCAGCCCUCAUUUCCAGGUAGCGGAGCGGGCGCUUUACUUCUGGAACAACGAAUACAUCCUCAGUCUGAUAGAGGAGAACUGUCAAGUCAUCCUGCCGCUGGUAUUCGCCACCCUCUACAGAGUCUCCAAGGAGCACUGGAACCAGACCAUCGUGUCUCUGAUCUACAACGUGCUGAAGACCUUCAUGGAGAUGAACAGCAAGCUGUUUGAUGAGCUCACUGCCUCCUACAAAGUGGAGAAACAGAAAGAGCUGAAGCGAGAGAGGGAGCGUGCAGACCUCUGGCGAAGCCUGGAGGAGCACCAGGAGCGCCGGAUGCAGAUGCUCACCGAGGCCGCCAGGAACCAGCGCAACCUCCAGGAGCGAGGCGAGAGAGGGGACCCGCCGACCCCUUCGUCCCCACAGACGGCUCACUCCGACCAGCCCGAGCCCAAACCCAGCGGGGCCUCCUCUGGAGCCGGGGAGAGCGCCACCUAA